Messenger RNA from Ruditapes philippinarum (Manila clam), 1159 nucleotides. Its product is annotated as aldo-keto reductase family 1 member B7-like. The coding region runs from base 84 to 1061 and encodes 325 amino acids. The transcript is spliced from 10 exons. Gene Ontology annotation, cellular component: cytosol. Lineage: Eukaryota; Metazoa; Mollusca; Bivalvia; Venerida; Veneridae. The record is from RefSeq and is a predicted model, not a curated record. Gene Ontology annotation, molecular function: aldose reductase (NADPH) activity.
CAGUAAAGUUGAGAUAAUAGUGUUUCUCAUUUAGUAUCAUUAAGAAAUAGUUAUCAUUUAGUUGGGAUCAUUACACGUUAAACAUGGAUCUUCGGACACUACCACUGACGAACGGGACCGGGUCAAUUCCUACAGUAGGACUGGGCACGUUCACCGUGUUUGGUGAAAGGGGAAAACCCGAAGAAGUUGAGGCAGCUACAAGUGCGGCCGUGGACGCCGGAUACCGCCAUUUUGAUUGCGCUUGGAAUUAUGGGACACAGGAAGGAAUUGGUCGCGCGUUAGAGAAGAAAAUUAAAGAAGGUGCCAUUGAACGAAAAGAUAUUUUCAUCACAACUAAGUUAUGGGAUACUCACCAUAACCCAAAACUUGUGAUGGAAGAACUGAAAGACUCACUGAGGACUUUACGAACUGACUAUGUCGACAUGUUCUUAGUUCAUUGGCCAACAGCGCUUAAAGACCAGGAUUUUAGCGCCGACGUCAUUGCCCCUAAAGACGAGAAUGGAAAGAUCCAGUGGGCAUGUUACCCGUUAGAAGAUGUUUGGAAAGAGAUGGAAAAAUGUCAUAGUGCUGGAAUGGCUCGAAAUAUUGGUAUCUCGAACUUUAACAGAAAACAAACGGAAAGAAUCUUCAAAUGUUGUACGAUCAAACCUUCAAACAUGCAGAUAGAAAUAUCGCCAUAUUUUGCAAACGAGCGAAUCACGAAGUUUUGCCAGGACAAGGGAUUGGUUGUAACAGCCUAUGCACCAUUGGGGGCUCCAUCUAGACCAUGGAGGGAGUCGAGCGAACCUAGUCCGUUUGAAGAUCCUGUACUUCUUGAAAUAGCCAAACAAAAAGGAAAAUCGGUUGCACAGGUCAUAAUUAGAUUUCACCUUCAAAACGGGAUUGCCGUGGUUCCAAAGAGCAUAACACCGUCUAGAAUUCAAGAAAAUAUCAAUGUUUUUGACUUUGAGUUGUCAGAUGAUGAUAUGAAGAAAAUAAAGGCUUUAGAUCGAAAUCUAAGAGUUUACAAGGAACCUAUAUGUAUUGGACACCCUGAAUAUCCGUUUGAUGAACCAUUUUAAGGAGCAUGUAUAGAUCACAAAUCUGCGCGCAUGAGAAAAAGUCUUAAUACAUAGACGCAUGCAUCUAAUCAUUUGUAAAAUAAACGCAUUUAUUUUCA